AUGGCCGAAGACCUCAUCAAGUCACUGCGCCCUAUGGGGCGGCUCCAUACAGCUUUCGCCAUUCUGUACAUCAUCAUACCUACCCAGGGAAGCUCAUCCCAGGGCAGGGCAGACGGCUGUGUAGCCGCUACUUGCGACACACUGCAGCAGAUCAACACCUUGUACUGCCACUCCGACCCGGGACGAUUCUGCCAGUGUCGUCCAUCGGCGGGUAACGUUUGGACACUCCACGUGAUGACAUGCGUCGAUCCGUCAACGGUGUUCAGUUUCCGGCAUCAGGUAUGCGUCCACCCGUCGUUGCGAGAUGAUGCCGACUGUAGCCCGCAGAGUGACGAUGUCCAGGACGAAAACGUUGGGGAUGAUGAUGAUGAAACCGACGACGAUGGAGGCAAUGACGAUGCCGUGGGAUGUGAGGCGGUUCCUUGCGGGUCGUUUGAGAAGAUCAACACCCUCUCGUGUCACCCGGAUAGCAAACGGUUCUGCCAGUGUAGACCAAUUGCAAUCGAGUCGGAGUAUCCGAACAGGGGAGUGUUUGAGGCGAUUGACAUGCCUUGCGCUUCCGGUACAUCGUUCAGUUUCCGGCUACAAACGUGUGCUCGCGACGAACUGUGGAUUAAUACUUGUCCGUGA
Messenger RNA from Armigeres subalbatus, 630 nucleotides. RefSeq lists its product as uncharacterized. The record is from RefSeq and is a predicted model, not a curated record. Bases 1 to 630 code for a protein of 209 amino acids. NCBI's taxonomy places the organism in Eukaryota, Metazoa, Arthropoda, Insecta, Diptera, Culicidae. The transcript is spliced from 2 exons.